AUGGCCGCCUCCGCGGAGGGCGGAGCCAGGGAUCCAGAGUCCAACGGAGGGGAGAAGCCCUCGGAGGAGCCGGAGGAGUUCGAUCCCAGCCGGAUGAUUGGCAUCAUCAAAAGGAAGGCAUUUAUCAAAGAGAUAACUGCUGCUUACCAUGCUGAGUGCCUAGCAUGCUGUAAGGAGCUUCUGCAGUUUCAGAGAAAGUGGGAGGAGGAGCAACAUGCCGAGGCCAAGAUGCCUGAAGAACCCAAUACAUCGUCCGCAAAGCCCUUGAAGCGCAGGAAGAGGUAGCUUGAGAAGA
Messenger RNA from Lolium rigidum, 295 nucleotides. RefSeq lists its product as uncharacterized. Bases 1 to 285 code for a protein of 94 amino acids. Lineage: Eukaryota; Viridiplantae; Streptophyta; Magnoliopsida; Poales; Poaceae. The record is from RefSeq and is a predicted model, not a curated record. The transcript has 3 exons.